This is a messenger RNA of Kickxella alabastrina, 1441 nucleotides long. RefSeq lists its product as uncharacterized. NCBI's taxonomy places the organism in Eukaryota, Fungi, Kickxellomycota, Kickxellomycetes, Kickxellales, Kickxellaceae. The transcript has a single exon. The record is from RefSeq and is a predicted model, not a curated record. Bases 60 to 1091 code for a protein of 343 amino acids.
CGCCUUUUGCUUCAGUCUCCAUUAUUUUACACUCAUAUUUGUUUACCCCGCUUUAUCUAAUGCUUUCCACAAAAUUUGCCACGAUCGCCGCCGCCCGCUCGGGCAAGACAUUCAGCACAGCUUCCAUUACGGCGCGCAGCCUGUCGACGGCAGCGGCCGAGUAUGCAGGCUCAACCAACUACGUGGCAGGCAAGCAGGGCUACGCGCCUGGCUUUCCUCCGCCAAAGAACUGGCGCGAUGUGCCCCGCACAAAGCCGCAGCCCAAGCUGGCCAGCGACCUGCCAGCGCCCAAGCCGGUGCAGGUGCCGUCGCAGGCCAGUGCGGCGCGGCAGUACCGGCAGCGGAUGCGCGAGCUGCGCUACGGAUACCUGCAUAGCCAUCUGGAUAGCGAGCAGGGCAAGCGCGAUCAGCGCAAGGAGAGCCUGGCGCACAUGCGUGUGGUGCACGCUGAGCGUCGCGAGAAGCUGAAGAUGGAGCGGAUGGUGUACGAGACGCAGGUGCGCGCCGACCCGCUGUCGGCCGAGAACGUGCUCAACGCCGAGGGCCUGACACUGCUGCCCAACAUUCCUGGUGCUACGGCCAAGGGCCAGGGCCAGAACCAGGACUCCAGGCAGCCGCGGCUACACGAUAUCGAAAGCCCCGGGUACACGCUGGCGCCACCGCGCGUGUCGAUCUCGAUGCCAGCUGAGGCCAAUGCGCAGCGCGAUCAGGAGCGCCGCGAGAACAGGCACUUGACCCGUCAGAACCGCCACGAGGACAACGUGCAGGCAAUGAUGACGCUGUUCCACGACGCCGAGUCGUUUGUGCACUAUGACAACAUGGACAAGAAGAUUUUCGAAUUCCUCAAUGUGCUCUCUGUGUCGCAGCGCACACUGUCCGAAAUGAUGGAAGACCUUAACAAGACUGGCGGUGUUGCCACAUCAACAGAGAUUGCCCACCGCUCAGUCGAGCUGCGCAACAUGCUGCAAGGCACCACAGGCAACCAGGGAAAACUUGGCUAUGAUGGCAUGAUGCAGUGGCUCAAAUCCCACCCUGAGGAUGCUGAAGGCAUCCAGCAUGUCAAGGCUGCAAAGCCCAACAGCAAGCAAUGAAUGCCAGUGGAUAUGUGUUGGGCACAGAUUUUCUUUAAAGGAAGUGCCCAUCAGUUGCUCUUUUCUUUGUGAGCACUAAGACUCACAGUUAUAAAAAGAGCGAAACAACAUUUAUUAGUUCUCACUCUUAUCUUUUCGUAGUUAUUAUAGAAUAUAAAUUUAGUCUACUUGUUAACGAGUGAAUUCAAUAGUAUGAUACAAGAAAUUGUGGCUUGUCUCCAGCGAUUGAUUAAUGAACCAAUCGUUAGUUAAUUCCCUACUUGAAUAUUCAGGAAUUCAUACGCAUGCAUAAAUACUAAUGAAUAUGAACAGUAGAGGCUGUUCACCCCUUAGCUUUCUUUUAGUUUAUU